AGAUGAAGAGACAGUGACACAGAUGUCUGGACUUAUUUACUCUCCGUACAGUAAUGCUGUGACCCUGAAGGACCGAGCGUGGACGGAUUGAUGGAAGGUUUUGCCAUAAAAUAGUCCUUCAACUUUAGAGCUAAACCAGAAAAGUCAUCAGAAAGUGUCUGGAGGGAGAAAAACAGUGACUCAGAGUUUUGACUCCCAAACUGGUCAAACUUCAUUUCAGCAGCAGGAAAGGUUUAUUUUUAAUUUCGGGGCGGUGUCUUUCCAGUGAACGGUCCCAGUUGCGUUUUCCUUUCCCAGCUCCUGCAGUCACUUUCGGUUUCCGUCUCUCUCCACCGCUGCGCUGUUUUGGCGCUCUGGACUUCUGCUGCUUCCCCGCGCGCACGAUGGCUGCCAAGCACGCGCUGCCCGUCCUGCGCUGGUCCAGCCGUGUUUUCUCCGUGGAGCUGAACGGAGCGCCCUUCUACUUCGCGCUGGCAGACCGACCGGAGGCUGAAGCCCCGCGGCUCUUCGGGCAGCUGCCCCGCGCGCGGCGCUGCUUCUCGCUGCUGCUGCGCAGCGCGGACCGGGUGCACGCGGCCAGGCUGCACGCGCGGCUGCGGGACGCGCUGCUGAGAGAGCUGCCUCCGGAGUGCCGGCUCGCUCCGAUGUGCUCGUUCCUGCCGGAGGUCCGGGACUCUGUGCUCAGGGGCUUCUUCCUGCAGGACGGCCCCGACAGCCCCUCCCCCACCCCGCGGCUCCUGGAGGCUCUCGCGCAGCAGCACGCGCUGCUGCUGUGCUCGUACACUCCGGACCGGGAGCACCGGCACUGGACUCAGCACGUGUGGUCACUUGAAGGAGGGACGCGGGUGGACGUGGGGACAGGGCUGUGUGUGGUUUGCUCAGAGGCUCCUCGGUGCCACCCGGCCGCCCUCAGCAUGAUCAACUCAGACGUUUUCCGCACGUUUCAGGACGCGCGCGACGUUUUGACGGAGUGUGUGGCCGUCCUCCCAGAAGCCUCCUCGGUCUUGGAGCAUCUUCCCAGCAGAGCUCCGUCCUCUGCUCCACCAGCCUUCCCCGUCCUCGUGGUGGAGGGCCUGGACGCCACAGGUAAGACCACCCUGACGGAGUCUCUGCGGGACGCUCUGGGCGCCGUCCUCCUGCGCUCGCCCCCCCAGAGCCUGGCCCCCUGGAGGGCCCUCUUCGACCGGGAGCCCCCCCUCCUCCGCAGGGCCUUCUACGCCGUGGGGAACUACGUGACGGCGGAGCAGGCGGGCCAGCAGGCCAUGAAGACGCCCGUGGUCGUUGACAGAUUCUGGCACAGCACAGCAGCGUACGCCAUCGCCACGGCGGUCAGCGGCCCGCCCAGCGGCCUUCCGGACCCGGGUUCGGAGGUCUACCGCUGGCCCGCGGACCUGCUGCGGCCCAGCCUGGUGGUCCUGCUCACCCUGGACCCAGAGGAGAGGAGGAGGAGGCUGAGGGACCGAGGCCAAGGGAAGACGGAGGAGGAGCGGCAGCUGGACCACAACCAGCUCUUCAGACUCAGGGUGGAGGAGGCGUACCGGAGGAUCAGCGGCCCGCCCUGCAUCGCCGUGGACGCCAGUCCCUCUGCAGACCAGCUGCUGCAGCAGGUGCUGCUGCUCGUACGGAGCAGAUGCUGCCUGUGACCAGUUCAGGCUCCAGAGUCAGACCCAGAAAACACACACACACACACACGCACGCACGCACGCACGCACGCACGCACACAGACACUCACACGCGCGCGCGCGCGCGCGCACACACACACACACACACACACACACACACACACACACACACACACACACACACACACACACACACACACACACACACACACACACACACACACACACACACACACACACACACACACACACACACACACACACACACACACACACACACACACAUCUGGCCGUUGUCCUGGUGUUCAGGGACACUCACAGAAGCUUCGGGUAGUUUUUAGUGCAGAAAAAGCUCAGGUCACUUUCUCAAGAAACAACUGAAUUGUCAAAUGUAAAUAUGAAAAAUAAAAAGAUGUGGUUAUCAG
Molecule: messenger RNA, 2047 nt
Organism: Salarias fasciatus (jewelled blenny)
Lineage: Eukaryota; Metazoa; Chordata; Actinopteri; Blenniiformes; Blenniidae
Product: UMP-CMP kinase 2, mitochondrial-like
Exons: 5
Coding region: 384-1643 (419 amino acids)
Biological process (GO): dTTP biosynthetic process; dUDP biosynthetic process; dTDP biosynthetic process
Cellular component (GO): mitochondrion; cytoplasm
Molecular function (GO): dTMP kinase activity; nucleoside diphosphate kinase activity
Source: RefSeq, a predicted model, not a curated record